Messenger RNA from Pyricularia oryzae 70-15, 651 nucleotides. RefSeq lists its product as uncharacterized. Lineage: Eukaryota; Fungi; Ascomycota; Sordariomycetes; Magnaporthales; Pyriculariaceae. The record is from RefSeq and is a predicted model, not a curated record. The coding region runs from base 1 to 651 and encodes 216 amino acids. The transcript has 2 exons.
AUGGCGACCGAACGAGCGGCGGCCGAGGCAAUCUCGAACCCAAAAAAUGGCCGCUCCAGAAGAUCCGACCAGCCGUACAAAGAGCUCACGCCCGAGGAGAUCGAGGAGCUGAGGAGAAAGUCUCGCCUCUCGAUGCCGGCGCCGAUUCGAAUACCCGUUGCCUCGUUUCUCUCGUUCGGAGUCGGCAUGUGUCUGGGCAUCGCACAAGGCAGUAAAAUGGCAGGACUUCGAUUCCGGGCAGAACACGCACACAAGCUCCCAACUACCACGCCGGGGUGGUUCCUAUAUCACAAGAGCAAGAACUACCACGUCGCCUUUUCGAGCAUCAAGGAAGGGCUCAAAAUGGGAGGACGCGUCAGCAUUUGGACGACAGCCAUGUUUGCCAUUGAAAACAUGUUUGACGUCUGGAGGGGCUACCCGGAUGCCAUCAACACCGUCCUGGCUUCUGUGACGGUCGCUGGUGGCUUCAGCCUAUGGCAUCGAUUCCCGUUGGUGAUGGCGGCCCGGACGACAAAGAUGGCGCUGAUAGCGGGAGUUGCCUAUGGUGGUCUUCAAGACGCGGUUGGAUUCCUACGAGGCCGACCCAUCAGCUAUGUCGAAUAUGUGCGAAAACGCCUUGGAGAGUCGGACGCGUCUAAUUCGAUGACUUGA